Molecule: messenger RNA, 595 nt
Organism: Staurois parvus
Lineage: Eukaryota; Metazoa; Chordata; Amphibia; Anura; Ranidae
Source: the annotation of a GenBank genome assembly
CUAAGCUCUAGAUCCCUGCUGCCUCCUGCUUUGCUUCCUCCAGUGCCUCCUCCACCUCUUUCAUGUUCAUCAGCCAUGCCAGUGCCACCAUCAGUACCAAUGCCUGCCUCAUUCCUUAGACCCCCAACUCUCCUGCUGCGAGCUGCCCGCUGCAGCUGCUGCAGCAGCCUGUACUCCCAGGAUGACUUUAGACAGAGGAACAGGUGGAGCAGUGAUGUACCCAAGAACACCAAAAUGCGCACGGUGCCGCAAUCAUGGAGUGGUAUCAGCACUUAAAGGGCACAAACGUUUUUGCCGCUGGAGGGAUUGUGCAUGUGCCAAAUGCACCUUGAUUGCAGAACGCCAACGAGUCAUGGCUGCACAGGUGGCCCUCAGAAGACAACAAGCCCAAGAAGAAUGUGAAGCCCGAGGUGUGCAACAUUUCAUGUACUCAGGACCAGGAACAAAUGGAGGAGAAACCAUAGGACACAAAGCACCAGUAGCACAAGUUCCCAGUCAGCUGGAGAAUAAAGGAUCGGGUGAAUCGAAAGAAAAACAUGACCACCUAUAUGGAAGAUUAUUAAGCUCAUCCAUGCUUUCUCAAAGUUUGUCACAA